Messenger RNA from Periophthalmus magnuspinnatus, 1479 nucleotides. RefSeq names its product hydroxyacylglutathione hydrolase (gene hagh). Gene Ontology annotation, molecular function: hydroxyacylglutathione hydrolase activity. Lineage: Eukaryota; Metazoa; Chordata; Actinopteri; Gobiiformes; Gobiidae. The record is from RefSeq and is a predicted model, not a curated record. The transcript has 8 exons. The coding region runs from base 265 to 1116 and encodes 283 amino acids.
CAAACCGAGCGAGAGCCGAAAUGCAGGAUUAACACUGCGCGCAUAAGAACAGGCGCACAUCUUUCUGCAUAAGGUUAUUGUUUCUUAACGUAUGCAUUUUAUGAUUACAGAAAAACGUGCUAUUUUGGUGCCUGUUGUCGAACUUUUGGGUGGUUCAUUUCUGUAACUGACUUACUGUUGCUACGGCAAACUGCAGAGCUGCUUUAGUGUAAUAAACAAUAUUGGCAAACGAACAUCUUCCCAAGGGUCGUGACGAUUGUGCGCAUGCGUGAGAUUGGUGCCAUGAAGGUAAAGGUGAUUUCCAUCCUGGAGGACAACUACAUGUAUCUGGUCAUAGAGGAGGAGAGUAAACUGGCUCUGGCAGUGGAUCCAGCUGUCCCCCACAGGCUGCUAGAAAUUGUGAAGAGGGAGGGCUUGUCUCUGACAGCUAUUCUCACUACACAUCAUCACUGGGACCAUGCCAGAGGAAAUGAAGCUCUUGUCAAAGAGAUUCCAGAUCUGAAGGUAUAUGGAGGGGACGACCGCAUUGAUGGUCUCACGGAUAAAGUGUCCAAUGCUCAGGAACUCAAGUUCAACUCUAUCAAUGUCAGGUGCCUAUUCACUCCCUGCCAUACCUCUGGUCACAUGUGCUACUUUGUCUGGGAGGAUGAGUGCACUGAUGCCCCAGCAGUGUUUACAGGAGAUACACUAUUUAUUGGUGGAUGUGGACGUUUCUGUGAGGGUACAGCUGAGCAAAUGUAUCAUAACCUCACACAAGUACUGGGCUCUCUUCCACAGAACACGAAAGUCUUUUGUGGACAUGAAUACACCAUAAAGAAUUUAAAGUUUGCCAUGCUAGUGGAGCCCGAAAAUGAGAAAGUCAAAGAAAUGUUGAGCUGGGCCAGAGCAAGAGAUGAUGACGACAAACCCACUGUGCCAUCUACUCUAAUGGAUGAAUUUGAUUACAACCCUUUUCUCCGUCUUUCAGAGGAGGGAGUGCAAAAAUUCACCAAAAAGACAGAUCCCAUAGAGGUUUUGAGGGUUCUGCGCAAGGAGAAAGACAAUUUUAAAAAGCCAAAAGAAAGGUUGCCUCCUCAUGCAAUGUUGGCUUUGGAGUGGGGACUUCUCAGGCCUUGACAAAUAGUUUAAUGACUCUUAAUAGCAUAUAGCAUAAUAUCGGAUUUAGCAAGACACAAGCCUGUGAACAUGUGCUGUGCUGUUGUUUUUCUAACCCCUCAAAGGGUUGUGUGCAACUACUGUUAACUCGUAAGUCACAUUUAUAAGAUCCUAAUCAAUAUUUAUUUAUAGAUCAGUUCCCCAGGUCUCUGUAAAAUUAUCAAGAUGAUCCUUAUAAGAUUUCUACACAUUUUGAUUUGUUAUUUAGUGUAAACCAUGUUUUUAGUACAUACUCAUUUCACCAAACUUAUUUGUUGUCUAUUGUAGUUGGUAGUUCUUUUAUGUACUGAACUGUUAAUAAAGUUCCGUAUUACCUUGCACUUC